Messenger RNA from Dendrobium catenatum, 1497 nucleotides. RefSeq names its product cytochrome P450 CYP749A22-like. The record is from RefSeq and is a predicted model, not a curated record. Lineage: Eukaryota; Viridiplantae; Streptophyta; Magnoliopsida; Asparagales; Orchidaceae. Gene Ontology annotation, molecular function: heme binding; oxidoreductase activity, acting on paired donors, with incorporation or reduction of molecular oxygen; iron ion binding. The coding region runs from base 1 to 1497 and encodes 498 amino acids. The transcript is spliced from 5 exons.
AUGGAAGAACAGAGGAGCUUCUCUUUCUUUCCUCUUCUAAGCCUUCUCAUACUCUCCUAUUUAACAGUAAAAGUCCUUGGAUUUCUCAAGAAAUCAUGGUGGGAUCCUAUCAGAAUAACAAAAAUGAUGGAGGCUCAAGGAAUCAGGGGCCCUGCUUACAAGUUCUUCCAUGGAAGCACAGCAGAAGCUUCCAAGUUGUUGGUGGACUCCAUGGCUAAAUCCGUGGAGCUUUCACAUGACAUCUUACCCAAAGUUCAACCUCACAUACAUUCUUGGAUCAAACAAUAUGGGAGGAAUGUUCUAACAUGGCACGGGCUGAGGCCGACGCUGGUGAUCGGAGAAGCCGAGCUAGUUAAGGAGAUACUGAAUGAUAAGAAUGGAGUUUACCCAAAAGGUGAAACGCCGAAGUUCUUCAAGAAGUUACUAGGAGAUGGUGUGGCGAUGGCCAAAGGCGAGAAAUGGGCAAGGCAGAGAAAGUUGACUGCUCAGGCCUUUCGUGCAGAUUGCCUUAAGGGGAUGAUAACUGGGAUUGUUGCUGCAGUGGAGUCUAUUCUGACAAAAUGGGAUGAACUGGAUGGCAAGGAGGUGGAUUUGUUCAAAGAAUUUAGUAUUCUGACAUCAGAAGUCAUUUCAAAGUCCGCAUUUGGCUCCAGCUACAGUGAAGGGAAGAUCAUAUUCACCAAAAUUGACCAACUGGCUGCAAUUGUUGCAAAAAAUUCUCAAACAGUCCAGCUUCCUUUUCUCAGGGAAGAGAGGAAGGAGAAGGGAGAAAUUGAUGGUUAUGGCGAUGAUCUUCUUGGACUACUAAUGAGCGCACAUCAUGAGAUUGAUAAGGAAGGAAAAAUCACUAUGGAGGAUGUUAUUGAUGAAUGCAAGACUUUCUAUUUUGGAGGACAAGAGACCACAGCUUCUAUGUUAUCAUGGACCUCUCUUCUUCUUGCCAGUAAUGAGGAUUGGCAAGAAAGAGCAAGACUGGAGGUCAUGGAAAUAUUCGGUGGUCGAAGCCCAACCUCAGAAGACACUGCAAGUAUUUCCAAGUUAAAGACGAUGACGAUGAUCAUGAACGAAUCCAUGAGGCUCUACCCGCCAGUUCUCAACAUCAUGAGAACAGUUAGCAGAAAUUCCAUAUUAGGAAACAAACUUGUCGUUCCUAAAGGCAUGGGGAUACACAUCUCCCCAACCAUCAUCCACCAGGAUCGUAAGAUAUGGGGUGAUGACGUGCAUCUCUUCAAGCCAGAGAGGUUUGCCAAUGGCGUGGCGGCGGCCAUGGCGGGGAAAGCUGCCGGCGGUGGCAGUGGCACAGCUUUCUUCCCAUUCGGAGCGGGACCGAGGUUCUGCAUUGGGCAAGGUCUGGCCAUGGUUGAGGCCAAGGUGGCUCUCGCCAUGAUUCUGCAGCGCUAUAAGUUGAGGCUUUCUCCAUCUUACAUCCACUCGCCGAUUUAUCGCAUUACUAUACGACCACAACGAGGACUUCAGGUCCUGCUGCAAAAGCUUUAA